AUGUUGGGCAUCUGGGCAUUUUUGAUGCUUUUGAUGGCAGGUCUUCUGGUUCAGCACUAUGUGAAACAGCUCCGGUUAUACAGAUGCUACCCUCCUGGACCUUUCCCGCUUCCGAUCAUUGGAGGAAUCUGGAGAACUGGGAUCCGACUGGCUCCAGACCUUCUCAUUAAGCUGGCUAAGCAAUAUGGGAACAUUUACACUGUGUGGAUAGGCCGUGCGCCCAUCGUGGUACUGUCUGGAUACCAAACAGUGAAAGAAGGUCUGAUCAAUCAUUCAGAAGGUUUGUCUGGGAGACCAGUGACCCCUCUGCUUAAGGAAACAUUUAAAAAGAAGGGUAUUGUACUUGCCAAUGGGCUCACCUGGAAACAGCAGAGGCGUUUUGGCGUAGCUACUAUGCGUGCUCUAGGACUGGGGAAAAAAGGCAUGGAGCACCAGAUUGAAGAGGAGGCCCUCCAGCUGGUAGAAAUCUUUGCAAAAACAAAAGGGCAACCGUUUGAUCCUUUACUAGCGCUUACUAAUGCUGUUUCCAGUCUGAUAUGUGUCUUGGCUUUUGGAUACCGGUUUUCCCUUGAAGAUGAAGAAUUCCAGAAGCUGGUGGCGGCUGUUGAUUAUCUGCUAAAAUUUGGAGGCAGCUUCGUCCAUGGUAUCAGUGAAAUCUUCCCAUGGCUGAUGAAAAAACUGCCAGGGCCUCAACAGAAGGCCUUGUGCUCCGCAGAGCUGGUGCUUGCUUUCACUAGGAGAGAGAUUGAGAAACAUAAGGAGCGACACUCCCUGCAUGAACCCCAGGAUUUCAUUGAUUUCUAUCUCCUUCAAAUAGAGAAGGUUAAUAAGGAUGACCCCACCUCUACGUACGACGAAGAUAAUCUGGCUGAAUGUAUUUGUGACCUGUUUAUCGCAGGAACAGAAACCACUGCAACAUCUCUGCAGUGGGCACUGGUGGUCAUGUUGGCUUAUCCAGAUAUCCAAGGAAAGGUCUACAAGGAAAUUGAAGAUGUUUUGGGUUCCUCUCACUCAAUCUGCUUUGAAGAUAGAAAGAGGCUGCCCUUCACCCAUGCCGUGAUUCAUGAGGUCUUGCGUGCAAAGUUUAUGUUACCCGUUGGGAUCCCCAGACGGAGUGUAAAGGAUGUGAACAUGCAUGGUGUCACUAUUCCCAAGAGGACCAUUGUUAUCCCAGAUCUGUGUUCUGUUCUCCUUGAUCCCAAGCAAUGGGAGACACCUGGGGAGUUCAACCCAAAGCACUUUCUGGACAAAGAAGGAAAUUUUAUGUCUAGAGAAGAAUUUCUGCCCUUCGGAGCAGGAGCUAGGAUGUGUUUGGGGGAACAGAUGGCGAAGAUGGAACUCUUCCUUUUCUUUACCAACUUGGUGAGGACUUUCAGAUUCCAGCUGCCGGAAGGAGUCCAAGAACUCAAUCAAGAACCCGCAAUGGGGUUGACAUUUCAUCCCCAUCCGUUUAAGCUGUGUGCUAUUCCCCGUUGA
This is a messenger RNA of Pogona vitticeps (central bearded dragon), 1476 nucleotides long. The record is from RefSeq and is a predicted model, not a curated record. NCBI's taxonomy places the organism in Eukaryota, Metazoa, Chordata, Lepidosauria, Squamata, Agamidae.